Messenger RNA from Prorocentrum cordatum, 534 nucleotides. Lineage: Eukaryota; Dinophyceae; Prorocentrales; Prorocentraceae. The record is from the annotation of a GenBank genome assembly.
AUGAUGCUGGGGUUCGUCCCUCUGCUCUCGGCGGUGUCGCCGGAUGUCCUCGUGCUGCUCUCGGCGGUGUUGCUGGAGACCGUAUUGGUGCUCUCGGCGGUGCAGCUGGAACCCGUCGUAGUGCUGGCGGCGCUGCUUCUGGAGCCCGUGGUGCUGCUCUCGGCGGGACUGCUGGGGUCCGUCGUGCUGUUGGCGGUGCUUCUUCUGGCGGCGGGCCCCUGUCGUCUGGUGGUGGUGCUGCGGGCCGUCGUGCUGCGUUCAGCGGUACUGCUGGAGCCCGUCGUGCUGCUCCGCGUGCUCCUGCCGAGGCCCGUCGUGCUGCUCCCGGUCGUGCUGCUGAGGUCCGCCUUGCUGCUCCCAGCCGUGCUGUCCGGGUCCGUCCUGCUGCUCUCGGUGGGACUGUUGGGGCCCGUCGGGUUGCUCCCGGUGUUGCUGCCGGUGCCCGUCGUGCUGCUCCUGGUGGCGCUGCUGGCUGCGGUGCCAGAAUCCUCUGCCGCCUGCCUCUGUUGGGCGUGCUUCCUCCUCCGCUGCUAG